AUGGAUGCGUACCAUUGUAUGACCGAAUGGUUCAGAGAAGAGUGCCCAGCGCCAUUCUUCACCAAAAGUGGGAGAAAUGUGUGGGAGUUUGGAGCGGAUGAUGAGAAGUGGAAUCAACUGCUCAACAAGAGGAUAACUAGCGAUUCACAGUUUGUGGGCAGCAUACUCAUGAAAGAAUGCAAGCAUGUUUUUGAGGGUUUGAAAAAAGUGGUGGAUGUUGCUGAGGGUCACCGGUGCCCUGGAAAGGCGGUAUCUUUUCCUGGCUUAAACUGUGUUGUGCUCGACCUUCCCCAAAUAGUUGAUGGGCUUAACGGAUAUCAGAAUGUGGAGCUUUGUGUGCAGACCACGCAGGAAGUCUUCAGAAUCGUGCCGAAGAUCUCGAACCUCACUACAGUCAAGGUCGUCUAUGUCGUCCUCGAGGCUCAGUUACAACUCUCCCUUACUUCAGCAUUGCAAUCCCUCAAUAAGAGCAACAAUUACACCUCAUUCUAG
Messenger RNA from Salvia splendens (bonfire salvia), 492 nucleotides. RefSeq names its product 8-hydroxyquercetin 8-O-methyltransferase-like. The record is from RefSeq and is a predicted model, not a curated record. The coding region runs from base 1 to 492 and encodes 163 amino acids. Gene Ontology annotation, molecular function: O-methyltransferase activity. The transcript has a single exon. NCBI's taxonomy places the organism in Eukaryota, Viridiplantae, Streptophyta, Magnoliopsida, Lamiales, Lamiaceae.